GGCGCACUCUCAACCAUCAUGGCCGACAUUCCUAUGCGACAACGCGUCGAAGAGUACAUCUCCAACCUCCAAGAUGAGAUCGUCGACGCACUGGAGAAACUCGACCCGAACGCGCCCAAGUUCAAGCGCGACUCCUGGCUCCGCGCGCAGGGCGGCCGCGGCCUCUCCUGCGUUUUCGCGGUCCCCGUGCCCCCAACUGGCGUCGCGCCGCAGGAGACGGUGCUCGAGAAAGGCGGCGUCAACAUCUCCGUCGUGCAUGGGAUGCUCCCCCCGCCCGCCAUCAAGCAGAUGCGCGCCGACCACUCCUCCAUCCCCGAACUGCAGUCGAGCGUGCCCUUCUUCGCGGCGGGCAUCAGUCUUGUCAUCCACCCGCGCAACCCGCACGCGCCCACAGUGCACGCCAACUACCGCUACUUCGAGAUCACCCAGCCGCCCACCGAGGAGGAGACGGCGGCGGGAAAGCCGGGCAAGCUCAUCGCAUGGUGGUUCGGGGGCGGCUCCGAUCUCACCCCCUCGUACCUCUACGAAGAGGACGCGGUUCACUUCCACCGCACGAUCAAGGAUGCAUGCGACCCGCACGGCGCGGCGGUCUUCCCGACGUUCAAGAAAUGGUGCGACGAGUACUUCUUCAUUCCGCACCGCGGCGAGGCGCGCGGCCUUGGCGGCAUCUUCUUCGACGACCUCUGUGACGAGCCGCACAAACGGUUUAGCGCAGACGACGCGCGCCCGAAGACGCCUGAGGAGAUCUUCGCGUUCCUCAAGGCGGCGGGCAACUCGUUCGUGCCCUCAUACAUCCCGAUCCUCGAGAAACGCAUCCGGACACCGAGCGAUGAGCACGAGCGUCGGUGGCAGCUCGUGCGACGUGGCCGCUACGUGGAGUUCAACCUCGUCUACGACCGUGGGACGAAGUUCGGGCUGAUGACGCCCGGGGCGCGGAUCGAGAGCAUUCUCAUGAGCCUCCCGGAGACGGCGCGGUGGGAAUAUAUGAGCGAGCUGGGAACGGAUCCGGAGUCGCGCGAGGGCAAGUUGAUGGAGGUGCUCAAGACCGCGCGCGACUGGGUAUAAGGCGCUUCGCGCGACAAGGCAGUGUAUUUAUAAUGUACAGUAUAAUGUGCCGGCCUUCUUCUAUAGACAAAGGCGGGCGCAUACAGUCAGCUUCCCCCUGCUCCUCCACUGUGGUUGCGAAUGAACCCCCUGUGGGCCGGCCGGUUAUGCCAUAAUGUCG
Messenger RNA from Trametes versicolor FP-101664 SS1, 1225 nucleotides. Its product is annotated as Coproporphyrinogen oxidase. Gene Ontology annotation, cellular component: mitochondrial intermembrane space; cytoplasm. Lineage: Eukaryota; Fungi; Basidiomycota; Agaricomycetes; Polyporales; Polyporaceae. The record is from RefSeq and is a predicted model, not a curated record. The transcript is spliced from 2 exons. Gene Ontology annotation, molecular function: coproporphyrinogen oxidase activity. Bases 19 to 1065 code for a protein of 348 amino acids.